This is a messenger RNA of Sorghum bicolor (sorghum), 1896 nucleotides long. RefSeq names its product probable carboxylesterase 15. The coding region runs from base 173 to 1303 and encodes 376 amino acids. The transcript has a single exon. Lineage: Eukaryota; Viridiplantae; Streptophyta; Magnoliopsida; Poales; Poaceae. The record is from RefSeq and is a predicted model, not a curated record. Gene Ontology annotation, molecular function: hydrolase activity.
UUGAGAUAUUGGCAAGGCUUCAAGUCACUCUCAUGUCGUCACAUCUCAUAUGGCGUAUCCGGAAUUCCGGAUUAGUAUUCGGAUUUUAAAAUAUUUAAUUUGGAUUGCGGCUAAAUCCGUAUUUGACUAAUGAGUUGCUCUUAGAUAUUUCUCUCCCGGCCAUGGCUGCCACAUGAAAGCUCGCAAGUGCGGUGCGACCGUGCGAGGCAGAACAACAGCAGGGCGCCUAGAUCCAACGUUCAAACCGUGCGUGGCGUGUUGCCCACCUUCAAGGCCAGUUUCUCUUGUCUCGCCGACGCCGUCGAUCGAUCGCGGAUCACUCACCGCCAUGUCCAGCGACGCCACGCCGCACGUCGUCGAGGACUUCUUCGGCGUCGUCCGGCUCCUCGGCGACGGCUCCGUUGUCCGUGGCGACGAAUCCGUCCUCAUGCCAGCAGGCCCGUUCCCAGACAUCCCCGGCGUUGAGUGGAAGGACGUCGCGUACGACACGGCGCGCGGCCUCAAGGUCCGCGUGUAUCGGUCGUCGUCGGUGGCUCGCGGGAGGCUCCCCGUCCUCGUCUACUUCCACGGCGGCGGCUACUGCAUCGGCGCCUACGACAAGCCCAUGUUCCACUCCUGCUGCCAGCGCUUCGCCGCCGAGCUCCCCGCCGUGGUGCUCUCCGUCCAGUACCGCCUCGCGCCCGAGCACCGCCUGCCCGCCGCCAUCGACGACGGCGCGACGUUCUUCUCCUGGCUGCGAAGGCAGGCCGCGGCGGGCACCGAGCCGUGGCUCGAGGAGUCGGCCGACUUCGCCCAGACGUUCGUGUCCGGCGUGUCGGCCGGCGCGAACCUCGCCCACCACGUCGUGGUUCACAUCGCCUCGGGGAAGCUCGCGGUCCACCCAGCGCGCAUCGCCGGCUACGUGCUCCUGUCCGCGUUCUUCGGAAGCGCCGAGCGCACGGCGGCGGAGUCCGAGUCACCGGCCAACGUGUCCCUGACGGCCGCGUUCGACCAGAUCUGGCGCUUGGUGCUGCCGGCGGGCGCCACCAGAGAUCACCCGCUGGCCAACCCGUUCGCUCGGGACAGUCCCGGCAUGGAGCCGCUGCCGCUGCCACCGGCGCUCGUCGUGGUGCCGGGGCUCGACACGCUCCGGGACCACAUGCGGCGCUACGCGGCGAGGUUGGAGGAGAUGGGAAAGGCUGUGGAGCUGGUCGAGUUCGCGGGGGAGCGCCAUGGCUUCUCUGUAAGAGCGUGGAGUGAGGCGAACGAGGAGUUGGUCCGGAUCUUGAAGCGGUUCGUCAACCAAGGUGCCACACGGGACUGAGUUUAAGCAGUGAGUCUUUACACCCGGAAUCGACAAAUUGUUCACAACAAGGCAAGGAGGGAAAUGGUGUCACGGAGUAGGAAUUUACAGGUUUGGACGAGGAUGAUUUGGCAUGGGUUUUAGCUCAAAUUUGUCUUCUUGAAUCUGGUAAAUAUUAUUAGAGUAAAUAGUCUUGAAUCAAUGGAAUUUCUCUCGGGUUUGGAUGGAUGGGAGCACGCCAAGGCCAGCCUCACCACACGCUCCAACUGCGCCGGAUCAAGAUCAGCGCCGUUGUGCAGCGCUGCGUCGUCGCCAGCGUGCAUCGCUCUGCCGUCGCCGUAGAGCCUCCAGGUCCAGUACACGAUGUACAUGGCUGCAGCCAAGACCGUGACCAAGCUUGACAAAGCAGGAGUGAAGUUGGCAGUUGCAUUGCACUCCAUCUCCCUAAGCUUGAAUCUGACCAGACAAUGUGCGUCGAUCAUCUUCUCCAGGUUGCAGUAGGCUAGCCUUCGCUGUCCUGUCAUCUUUCGCCAUAUGGAGAACACCAGAGAGACGAUGACAGAGCAAUCAAAAAGCACGGCUAGUUAAGGCAAAAACCAAAGUAAACUUCCUCC